GCGUCGUUCUUGUCGCCUUGUUGCAUCGUUGUAGAAGGCUAAAAGAGCAUCCAAGCUGUUGCUAUCUAUUACAACCAAAAUAAACCACCUUUCUCAACUUCAAACUCCACAACCGCAUCCGAAUAUAUCCUAUCAAGAAUCCCGACCAUUCGAAUUCCUACAUCGUCUUACUGAAAGCUUCUUGACCUACCAAGAACAAGAUGGGUCAACAACCAUCCGGCCUUGGUGGUAAUCAGCCAGGUGGAGAUGGAAAAGAUGACAAGUCUAAGAAGAAGGAUAAGCCAAAGUACGAGCCACCACCAAGACCAACAACUAGAAUCGGUCGCAAGAAGCGUAAGGCUGCAGGACCAAAUGCCUCCGCAAAGCUACCAGCCGUCUAUCCGACAUCCCGAUGCAAACUCCGAUAUCUUCGAAUGCAACGGAUUCACGAUCAUUUGCUCCUCGAAGAAGAAUAUGUUGAGAACCAGGAACGUCUGAGAAAGGCCAAGGCUGCAAAGGAAGGGACAGCAGCACCCGCUAAUGCUGGAGGUGACGCAGAUGCCGCUGACAGAAACGCCGAUGAGAGAGGUCGUGUUGAUGAUAUGCGUGGUAGUCCAAUGGGUGUUGGAACUUUGGAGGAAAUGAUUGAUGAUGAUCAUGCUAUCGUUUCGAGUACCACCGGACCGGAAUACUACGUCUCCAUCAUGUCUUUUGUCGACAAAGAUCUCUUGGAGCCAGGUGCGAGUGUAUUGCUGCAUCACAAAUCCGUUUCGAUUGUUGGUGUUCUUACCGACGACACGGAUCCUUUGGUUUCAGUGAUGAAGCUUGACAAAGCUCCAACGGAAUCUUACGCAGAUAUUGGUGGUCUCGAGUCGCAGAUUCAAGAAGUGCGAGAAUCAGUCGAGCUACCAUUAUUACAUCCUGAAUUAUAUGAGGAGAUGGGUAUCAAGCCCCCCAAGGGUGUUAUUCUUUAUGGUGCGCCAGGUACCGGAAAGACUUUAUUGGCAAAGGCGGUUGCAAAUCAAACAAGUGCAACGUUCUUGCGAAUUGUUGGUAGUGAGUUGAUUCAGAAGUACUUGGGUGAUGGACCUAGACUUGUUCGACAACUUUUCCAGGUUGCCGCCGAAAAUGCACCAUCCAUCGUCUUCAUUGAUGAAAUUGACGCCAUCGGUACUAAACGUUACGAAUCUACAUCUGGUGGAGAACGUGAAAUUCAAAGAACUAUGUUGGAGCUUCUUAAUCAACUUGAUGGUUUCGAUGACCGUGGAGACGUUAAGGUUAUCAUGGCUACAAACAAGAUUGAUACUCUUGACCCUGCUCUCAUUCGUCCAGGACGUAUCGACCGAAAGAUUCUUUUCGAGAAUCCUGACCAACAUACUAAACGCAAGAUUUUCACUCUUCACACAUCUAAGAUGUCCUUGAACGAAGAUGUCGAUUUGGAAGAAUUCAUUAACCAAAAGGAUGAUCUUUCCGGUGCUGAUAUCAAGGCGAUCUGUUCUGAGGCUGGUUUGAUGGCACUGAGAGAGCGUAGAAUGCGUGUCCAAAUGGCGGAUUUCAGGGCUGCAAGGGAACGUGUCUUGAAGACAAAGAGUGAGGGCGAACCUGAGGGUUUGUACUUGUAGAGGAGAGAUGGGUGCUGAGACGAGGGAGAUGUAAGAUGAGCUAGAGCGCCUGAUCAUUUUCGUAGCUCGUGUAUUCCAGAUAUCCCAUGGUUAAUGAAUGCAUUUAAUGGCUCGACAAAAAUUUGCCUCUUGAUUUGUUCUGCCGUACAAUAUAGGGUUAUAUGCAUGCCUAUUCAACUUAUAUUGGUGAUGGUAUGAUGUUACUUUUUUUUUUCUAUAUUUUCUAUGCUAUGAAUCUAAAUAUUUAUACAACUCGCCA
Molecule: messenger RNA, 1860 nt
Organism: Botrytis cinerea B05.10
Lineage: Eukaryota; Fungi; Ascomycota; Leotiomycetes; Helotiales; Sclerotiniaceae
Gene: Bcrpt2
Product: Bcrpt2
Exons: 4
Coding region: 201-1601 (466 amino acids)
Biological process (GO): proteasome-mediated ubiquitin-dependent protein catabolic process
Cellular component (GO): proteasome regulatory particle, base subcomplex
Molecular function (GO): proteasome-activating activity; ATP hydrolysis activity; ATP binding
Source: RefSeq, a predicted model, not a curated record